GCUGCGGCUCCUGUUGCUGGUAAGAAAAAAACUGGUAAAAGGUUAGCCAGCUAAAUACAGCUAAUUUAUUCAUUGAUUCGCGUCUCUCAAGAGGAGCGGAACUGUUCAAGCCCCUGAGGACUGUGGGUACUGAGGGCAGCAGCCAUGUCCGGCUCCUACGAUGACUCCAUGGUCGACGUCUCCAGUGACAGCUUCUGGGAGGUGGGGAACUACAAGCGAACAGUGAGGCGGGUGGACGAUGGCAGUCGCCUGUGUAACGACCUGAUGAACUGUCUCCAUGAGCGGGCACGCAUCGAGAAGUCCUACGCACAGCAGCUCACAGAGUGGUCCAAACGCUGGAGACAGCUUAUAGAGAAAGGCCCUCAGUACGGGACCCUGGAGCGGGCGUGGGGUGCCCUGUGCACGGAGGCGGAGAAGGUGAGCGAGCUCCACAUGGAGGUGAAGGCGGCGCUGAUGGGGGAGGACUUUGAGAAGCUCAAGGUGUGGCAGAGAGACUACUACCACAAACAGAUGAUCGGAGGCUUCAAAGAGACCAAGGAGGCUGACGACGGCUUCCGCAAGGCCCAGAAACCCUGGGCCAAGAAACUGAAAGAGAUGGAGACGAUGAAGAAGGCGUACCAUGGGGCCUGUAAGGAAGAGAAGCUGGCCACCAGCCGGGAGAACAACAGCAAGCUGGAGAACAACAGCAACUCUGAGGCCCAGAAGAAAAUGCAGGACAAGGUGGAGAAGUGCCAGCAGGAGAUGGAGAAGACUAAGGAGCGCUAUGAGAAGUCUCUGGAGGAGCUGGACAAGGUGACUCCCCAGUACAUGGAGAACAUGGAGCAGGUGUUUGAACAAUGGCAGCAGUUUGAGGACAAACGCAUCACCUUCUUCAAAGCACUUCUGCUGGAAGUCAAGCAUCACCUCGACCUCUCCACUAAUCACAAAUUUCAGACAGUCUACCACACGUUGGAGGACACUAUCUCUGCUGCUGAUGCUGAGGAGGACCUCAAGUGGUUCCGCUCCAACCACGGUCCUGGCAUGCCCAUGAACUGGCCCCAGUUUGAGGACUGGUCCAUAGAUUUGAACCGUACACUGAGUCGGCGAGAGACUAAGAAGAAGCCCUCCGAGGGAGUCACCCUGACGGGCAUCAGCCAAAUGGAAGAGCAGCAGGCAGCCAAGAGCAGCAGCAGCCUGACUGUGCCCACUAGCACAGAGCCGGUGGGUUCGAACCCCUUCGAGGAUGACGACGACGAGGAUCUCCAGGGGACCGUGAAGGAACAGCCCACUAUCGUCAACAACAACAGCAGUCCGCUCAAUGUCAAAAAAGUGGAGGAAGUGAAAACCGCCAGCAGUGUGGAGAAGUCGCAAGAGUGGUCGGAUGAGGAGACUGGGGUGAACCCGUUUUCCAUUGAGGACGCCAACGGCGAUGGGAACCCGUUUGAGGUGGAGCCGGCGUCCUCGGGGGUGUCUGUGGCUGUGCGUGCCCUCUACGACUACGAAGGACAGGAGCAGGAUGAACUCAGCUUCAAAGCAGGCGAGGAGUUCACCAAGAUAGGAAACGAGGACGACCAGGGCUGGUGCAGAGGGCGCCUGAAAGACAGCGUGGUGGGUCUCUACCCCGCCAAUUACGUAGAAGACAUCCAGUAAUGACCGAGCGAGGGACAAGGAGGAAAACGAGACAGAGGAUGGGGUGAAGUGGAGGAGAUGGGGCAGGAGGGUGGGCAGGGCAGGCCUCGCAUUCGCCCCUCUCCCCCUACGUGGUAGAGGCUGGCCGCAGUGUGAGUGAGUGAAAGGGGUGGCAGAAGGAAGGGGUUUGCCCAUCGAAGAGGAUGAUGUUGUUGCUCUCUCUUGUAUCUUCCUGGAUCCCAUGUCGUUAAGCACAAAUCUUUCUACAACUAUGGCCUGCUCUCGUUGUCAGCCUUUAUGAUGGGACACCCAGUACAGAGUCUAAAGCCAGCUACAAAAGCAAAUGUUACUUAAAGCCAUUACUGUUACAGAAAAUAAAUAUAAAAAGCUAUUUGAAACAUGUAACCUUCCAAUUGUAGCUUGAAGUUAUGAAGACGUUGAAAGAAUAAACUGAUUUUAAAAGAUGUGAACAGACAUGGGAGAGGAUAUACAUGUGUCCCAUUCACGAGGUCUAGCACAUUUUAGAUUUGAUUUGAAACUGAUUGGAGACCUAAAAGUAAUCUCAGUUGAAUUUUUAAAAUCAUUUUUGUCAUAGACAGUUGGUGAUAAAUAUUUUUUGUUCUAUAGAUCUGAUUCUAUUGCAACACCAAUUUGGAGUCCAGGAUCCGAUUUGGAAGUCUUAUGUUGAAAUAAGGGGAAUUUGUAAUUGCAUGUUAUUUCUUGCGCUGUUUUGAGCGUCCUUCACCCAAUCCUUUUGACAGUAAUCAAGGUUUUUUUUUUUUUUCACAUGAAAGCCAUUUGUCGGAAAUAUCAGAACCUACAACCCCGUUUUCUUAUUUGACUUAACAAAUCUUUUGAGAAAAGGGCUUGGAAUUCAUGGCAGUGCCGGUUCAGAACAAUUGUCUUUCUUAUCUGAUGCCUAUAGUUCAGAUUUGUCAAGUCUUGUUAUGCCUUUUUGUAUUUUAAAUCUGAUUUAUGUUUUGCUCAGCAAAUAGUUGAUGAAUGAGAGAAACCGAUAUCAUUAAUUAUAUCCAGUUCUUCCUCCGUCACCAACCAGCCUGGUCUCAGAGCAUUUCAUAUUAUUCUGUAAAUGCUCUGAUACCAUGUUGCGCCAACCCACAUUUUAACAAUAAGUGACGCACUCAGAAGUUUUCCUUUAACCUUUACCCCUCAACUUUAAUGGAUUGUAUAUUCUUUAAUGGUUUCAUUUUAUCGGCUCACCUAUUGAUUGUACACGUUUGCUGGUCAUUUUAGUAUCAGGGACAUUCACCAGGGCACAUAGGGCUCUGGCCAAACGUAGCACACUUUAUAGGGCAUAGGGUGCCAUUUGUGUCAGCCGCUAUUCAUUCAAUUGACUUCACUUUUUGUUGGUUGAUUUUUACAUCAUGUGGA
Salvelinus fontinalis (brook trout) is the source of this 3000-nucleotide messenger RNA. Its product is annotated as protein kinase C and casein kinase substrate in neurons protein 2-like. Gene Ontology annotation, molecular function: phospholipid binding; protein binding. Bases 145 to 1629 code for a protein of 494 amino acids. Gene Ontology annotation, biological process: plasma membrane tubulation; regulation of endocytosis; cytoskeleton organization. NCBI's taxonomy places the organism in Eukaryota, Metazoa, Chordata, Actinopteri, Salmoniformes, Salmonidae. The record is from RefSeq and is a predicted model, not a curated record. The transcript is spliced from 11 exons. Gene Ontology annotation, cellular component: plasma membrane; endosome; cytoplasm.